Molecule: messenger RNA, 3513 nt
Organism: Clavispora lusitaniae ATCC 42720
Lineage: Eukaryota; Fungi; Ascomycota; Pichiomycetes; Serinales; Metschnikowiaceae
Gene: SMC2
Product: condensin subunit
Biological process (GO): chromosome organization
Cellular component (GO): chromosome
Molecular function (GO): ATP binding; ATP hydrolysis activity; protein binding
Source: RefSeq, a predicted model, not a curated record
AUGAAGGUCGAGGAGCUUAUCAUUGAUGGAUUCAAGUCCUAUGCCACUCGUACUGUGGUGACAGGCUGGGAUCCACAGUUUAAUGCCAUUACUGGACUCAACGGAUCGGGAAAAUCCAACAUUCUUGACGCCAUAUGCUUUGUAUUGGGAAUCGCCUCCAUGUCGACAGUUCGGGCUUCCAAUUUGCAAGAUUUGAUUUACAAAAGAGGCCAAGCAGGUGUAACGAAAGCUAGUGUCACCAUAGUAUUUGAUAAUUCCGAUAAGGCCAAGUCACCUAUAGGCUUUGAAAACUCUGCCAAAAUAAGUGUCACGCGUCAGAUCAUCUUAGGUGGCACCUCUAAGUAUUUGGUCAAUGGGCACAAGGCUCAACAACAGACAGUGCUUAACUUAUUCCAGUCGGUUCAACUCAACAUCAACAAUCCAAACUUUUUGAUCAUGCAGGGCAAAAUCACAAAGGUCUUGAACAUGAAACCUUCUGAAAUCUUGGCCCUCAUUGAAGAAGCCGCCGGAACGCGUACUUUCGAAGAUAGAAAGGACAAGGCUCAAAAAACCAUGGCCAAAAAGGAAGCCAAGUUGGUUGAAAUCCGUAACUUGCUUCACGAGGAAAUCGAGCCAAAGUUGGAACGUUUCCGGUCGGAGAAACGUACGUUUUUGGAGUUCCAAAAAGUACAAACUGACUUGGAGAAGCUCAAUCGGAUCAUUGCAAGUCAUAACUAUGUGAUGUACUCGAAAAAGUUCCACCAUUAUUCUACUUUGCGUCUGGAGCACGAAUCCAUCAUGUCAUCUUUGACUUCACAAAUAGAUCGCCUAACUGAUGAGAUCAAAAAUCUUAAUGCAGAUUUAGAGCAGGUCAAGAAACAAAAAGAGAAUGACCUCUCGAAGGGUGGCAAAAUCGAAGCCUUGGAAAAGUCAGAAACGUCUCUAUCACACGAAAUUACCCGUCUUACAACAUCUCGUGACUUGACUAUGCAAACGGUAAAGGAAGAGUCAUCAAAGUUAGAAAACCUUCGAAAACAACUUUCUGAUUUGGAGAAUCAACUCUCGAGCAAUUCCAGCACCUUUUUCACCUUUGAAGAAGAUCACAAUGAGCGUACAUCCAAACUUGCCCAGUUGAAGGAAGAAUACAACAAAAAGGAAGAGCUUUUGUCUACUUUGUCUACUGGAGUAUCGGCGAAAGGAAGCACUGAUGGGGGCUACCUUUCGCAGUUGAAACAAGCGAAGGAAGAAUUAAACAAAAAACAAAACUUUAUCAAACAGUCAGUGUUAAAGAUUGGACACCUAAAUGAUAAAUUACAAAAUGAUACUACACGCCUUCAGAAAGCGAAAGAAGAGAACCUGUCUAUACUCCAGGAAAUCGAGACAUAUGAGAAAGAGAUUGCUGCCAAAGAAGAGAAAUUUAAAGCCUACGGGUACGACUUUAAGGCAUACACAGCUUUGCGCGAUCAGGAAAGCAUGAUACGCAAACAAGUGGAAGAAUACCACAAUCAACUAAAUCAUCUCCGAAGAGAGGUAGGUAAUAUUGAGUUCAACUAUACAAAACCAUAUCCGGAUUUCAAUGAAUCUUCUGUCAGGGGUGUCGCAAUUCAAUUGUUCAAUCUCAAUAGCGCGCAUAAUGAUAAAGCAUUAGCGCUUCAGGUUUGCGCUGGAGGAAGGCUUUAUAACGUGAUUGUUGAUAGUGUGAGUGCGGCUUCAGCACUUUUAGAGCGUGGCCAAUUAAAGCGAAGAGUGACAAUUAUUCCAUUGGAUAAGAUAUCUGCCAGAUCGCUACCGCCGAAUAUUGUUACAUAUGCCAAAGAGAAAUGCCCGGAAAAAGUGGAACUUGCACUCAAUUUGAUUGACUUUGAGAAUGAAUUGAGCAAAGCCAUGACGUAUAUUUUUGGUUCAACUUUUAUUUGCAUGGACCCAAAUACUGCCAAGGCUGUGACAUUUGAUCCGAAAAUUAGAGCACGCUCCAUCACUUUGGAUGGUGACAUUUAUGAUCCAGAAGGGAACCUAUCAGGCGGUUCUCGUAAACAGGGGUCCUCUAUUUUGCUUACCAUGCAAAAAUACAAUAGACUCGUUGCCCUGAUUAAGGACCUUGAGGCUAAACUUUCCCAAAUUCAUCAUGAGUUGAACCGUCUUGAAAAAUUGGGCCAUGAGACAAAGGCGUUGCAGAAUGAACUUAAUCUCAGUAAACAUGAGUUGUCGCUUCUUCAGCGUAAAUUGGCCAAUAAUCCUUCAUCGAUGAUCAUCAAGGAGAGCGAGUCCAACAUGAAAGAGAUAGAACAUCUCAACGCGAAAAUCGAAAUUGAGAAAACAGCAUGUGUCAGUUUGGAGGAUCAAAUUUCAAGCAUUGAAAAUGACAUCAAGGAGUUCAAUCAAGAUAAAGGUUUGAAAUUGAAGGAGUUGGAAGGUGAAUUGAAAGAAUUGAAGAAAAAGCUCUCGCAUCAAGAAGCAGAGGUCUCUAACCACAAGGAAAAAUACCAGUCUCUCCAAAUUGAAAUUGAACAACAGAAGACGGAUAUACAGGCGCUUAAAGAAGCAAUUGAAGCGACAGAAGUGGUAUUGCAGGAAGCAGAACAAACAAUUGAAACGACUGAUAGCCAGAUUUCUAGGCACAAUGAGGAGCUAGAGGUCCUUCAUACACAAUUGGAAGAUGAAAGGACCAAGAUGCUUGGUUUUAAUGAAGAGAUCAAUGAGGUGACAAACCUUUUGGCAACAAAGAAUGAAGAACUUAACCAAGCGCGACUUUCGAUCCAAAAACUAAAUCACGACUUGGAGAAAGCAAGUCACAAUACAACUGCGUUGAAAACUAAGCUUGAUAGCUUGAUCAAAGAAAAUGAAUGGCUCACUGACGAAAAUGUUACCAAUAGCAUUAUUCAGCAGUAUCCUGAUAUUAACAUCGAAGAUUACGAGAGCCAAGCAGCUGUACUUAGUGAGCGGUUUCAACACAUGAAACGUAAAGUAAACCCCAAUAUUAUGAGCAUGAUUGAUAAUGUGGAGAAGAAAGAAGCUUCAUUAAAGCAUAUGAUCAAAACAAUUGAGAAGGACAAAUCGAAGAUAGAAAACACCAUUGAAAAAUUAAACGGCUACAAACGUGACACGCUUAAUACCACAUACCAAAAAGUAUCUGACGACUUUGGUGACAUUUUCGCCGAUCUUCUCCCUGGAUCGUAUGCUAAGUUGGUCCCUUCCAACCCAAUGGAUGUUACUCGAGGUCUUGAAGUCAAGGUAAAGUUGGGACCUGUGUGGAAACAAAGUUUAGUUGAAUUAUCGGGCGGUCAACGUUCUUUGAUUGCAUUGUCGUUGAUUAUGGCGUUACUUCAAUUCAAACCAGCACCCAUGUACAUUUUGGACGAGGUAGAUGCAGCUUUGGACUUGUCUCACACGCAAAAUAUUGGCCAUUUGAUCAAGACAAGAUUUAAAGGGUCACAAUUUAUUGUCGUUUCUUUGAAAGAAGGCAUGUUCACGAAUGCCAAUCGUGUAUUUCGAACUCGGUUUCAAGAUGGUACUUCGAUGGUGUCGGCCAUGUGA